Molecule: messenger RNA, 1908 nt
Organism: Penicillium concentricum
Lineage: Eukaryota; Fungi; Ascomycota; Eurotiomycetes; Eurotiales; Aspergillaceae
Product: acetyltransferase SAS4-like domain-containing protein
Exons: 1
Coding region: 1-1908 (635 amino acids)
Cellular component (GO): SAS acetyltransferase complex
Molecular function (GO): histone acetyltransferase activity
Source: RefSeq, a predicted model, not a curated record
AUGGCCCUGUCGCGGUCACUCCGCUCUGUGCGACGGCCUGAAGAACCUGCCGACGGUCUGGCAAAACGCAUCCAAGAUGCCCGCAAAAGCUCCCCCGAUUGUCUCGAUACCUCCAAAGAACCUCCAAAAUCUCACUUGAAACCUUCGCGCCCGCGCACCUCUCGCACUCGUCGCGACUCCUCUUCGUCAGUUGACACGGUCGCCUCGGGCCAAUUGGCGACACCGACAACACGUACAAACGGAAAUGGUCUCUUCAAAACCCCACGCGCCCGUCGUGACCAAGGUACCCCCUCCGCGGACUUGUUGCGCGACAUCAAUGAGUCGCCAGACCCAUUGGACACCAUCUCUCCAGCUCCCUCGGUCGCGAAGCAGCGCACCGUUACCCCGGCCAAUGUGGACUCGAAUCUCAAACCACCUUCACCUGUGACCCGCACAACUCGUCGCAAUGACAAACGAUCGCUGACCGACGAGAACGCGAUCAAGGAAGAGGGGGAGGGUGCGACUCCAGAUGUCAAGAGCGAGGCGCCCGACGAGCCUGCAGACUCACGGUCGGGGAGACGGUCGUUGCGUUCGACCGAUACCGGAUCACGAUGCAAGAGCGAGCUUGCGCAGUAUUUCCACAACUAUGAACAGAUUAUCAGCUUGGAAGACCCCGAACCUGGUAUGUUACUCGAUCCCGAGUGUAUCGAGCGCAUAGCUGACGUUGGAUAUUAUACAGAAUUCCUCGCCGCCAAAACAACCAUCACUCUCGUGGACGAUCUAUCGCGACCACUACCUUUCUCCUCCAACCCCGACCCUACACCCUUCGGCAACCCCCUCCUCAAGCUCUACGACUGUGAAAAGAUCACCCUCCCCAAACCCGCAAACACACCCACAAUCGACCCACUAGGCGAAGAGACCUAUUUCCGCGCGCACCGCAAGUUCGAACGACAAGAGAAACAACUCCGCAACAUCGAGCGCAACCGUGCCCAGCACGAACAACAAGUCCUCGAGCGUCUCCUGGACGAGCUACGCGGCCAUGACUGGCUACGCGUGAUGGGUCUGACGGGAGUCCACGAAAGCGACAAGAAGCUCUACGAGCCGAAGCGCGAUAUUCUAAUACAAGAGCUAGUCACUCUGGUGAACAAAUUCCAAGCAUGGAAAGACGAAGAGCGUCGACGCAAACUGGAAAGGGAAAAGGCACAACCAGCGCCAGGCACUGAGGCAGCACCUAAUGUCCCGGCCCGACAGCACUCGCGCAAACGAUCCCGGCCCGCUGAAGACGUGAAUAGCUCCCCGGCACCUGGGGCUGAUUUACAAAGCAUGCCAGAUGCAGACCCAGACCCAGACCCAAGUGAUGUCGACGCAUUGGCUGCGCGUCAGCUUCAUCAGGAAGCUCAAUCAGCAAGCGCCGUUAAACAGCGCAAGACAGCACCUGCUCGCAAGUCUAUCUCCAAACCCACCAACACCAACACUACCACUACCAAUACCAGCACUACCAACACAAACACAAACGACCCCGAACCAAAGCCCACCCCCAAACGCAAAAAACCAAACCCAACACCCACAAAACCACACCCACAACCUCCAGCCUCAGCUCCAACUCCAACUCCAACUCCAACUCCAACUCCAACCCCCAAACCAACCCCACGACCCCUCCAGCAAGCCCCCCUCUCCCACUUCUGGAAUCCAGCCCCACGAGAAGGCCCCUUCACAUCCUUUUUCCGCCAACGACACGUCCGCGAAGCAGCCAUCGCCGCAACAAACGGUAUCCGUCGCGGCGGAUCUCGCUCAACCCUCGCAUUCGGAUAUCCAGUUCCAGACCAGACAGAGCGGGAAUUCGAGCUAGCGCCGGAUAUUCUGAAUGAGGAGUCUAUUAUGCAGUCGCAGCGGAAGAGGAGGAGGCUUAAGCGGAGGAGUUUGGGGUGA